This is a messenger RNA of Cucurbita pepo subsp. pepo (vegetable marrow), 3519 nucleotides long. Its product is annotated as katanin p80 WD40 repeat-containing subunit B1 homolog KTN80.1. The record is from RefSeq and is a predicted model, not a curated record. Gene Ontology annotation, molecular function: microtubule binding. Lineage: Eukaryota; Viridiplantae; Streptophyta; Magnoliopsida; Cucurbitales; Cucurbitaceae. Gene Ontology annotation, cellular component: katanin complex. Gene Ontology annotation, biological process: microtubule severing; microtubule depolymerization.
CAAAUUGGAAACACAAAGAAAAAAGAAGGGUAAUACGGCAAUGGUUCUGUCACGGUCUGAAAUGGAGAUGAAUUAUAUGGUUCCCAUGUCUAAAAGCGAACAGCCAUUCUUUUUCUUCCUUUCAAUUCCAUUCUACCAUUUCACCUCACAACCUUUUCUCCACCGAUAUCCCAAAUCUUGUUGAAUUUCAGUUCAAGUUUGAUCUUAUCAUGGCGGUUUCUUACCUCUUGAAUCUUCAAGUGAAUUGAGUUCAUUAGCACGCCGUCGGGAUUUUGUUUCUCCGAUCUUGUUCUACUUCCCACUUGUGUUCUUAGUUUUUCUCGACAAUGGCGAAGCGUGGAUAUAAGCUACAGGAAAUUGCGGCACACUCGGCUAAUGUAAACUGUCUGAGUAUUGGGAAAAAAGCCUGCCGAUUGUUCAUAACUGGUGGAGAUGAUCACAAAGUCAAUCUUUGGGCGAUUGGAAAGCCCAACUCUUUGAUGAGUCUUUGUGGCCAUACUAAUCCAGUCGAAUCGGUAGCUUUUGAUUCAUCUGAAGUUUUGGUGCUUGGUGGAGCUUCUUCUGGUGCAAUAAAGUUAUGGGAUCUUGAAGAGGCUAAAAUAGUUCGCACUCUUUCUGGUCACAGAUCGAAUUGCACAGCAGUUGAGUUUCAUCCAUUUGGCGAGUUCUUUGCAUCAGGUUCUAGAGACACUAAUCUUAAAAUCUGGGAUAUCAGGAAGAAAGGUUGCAGUCACACAUACAAGGGUCACACUCAAGGCAUUAGUAUGAUCAAGUUCACGCCAGAUGGUCGCUGGGUGGUCUCCGGUGGAUUUGAUAGUGCUGUGAAGGUAUGGGAUCUAACUGCUGGAAAGCUGUUGCACGAUUUUAAGUUCCAUGAAGGGAAUAUUCGGUCCAUAGGUUUUCAUCCACUUGAAUUUCUCCUCGCGACGGGGUCAGCUGACAAAACUGUAAAGUUCUGGGAUUUGGAAACCUUUGAAUUGAUUGGAUCAACAAGACCUGAGGCUACUGGAGUUCGUGCAAUCACCUUCCAUCCGGAUGGGAGGACCCUGUUUUCUGGUCUGGAUGAAAGUUUGAAGGUCUAUUCAUGGGAGCCUGUCAUUUGUCAUGACUCCGUGGAUAUGGGAUGGUCAACACUUGGUGACCUUUGCAUUCAUGAUGGGAAACUUUUGAGUUGCUCAUUUUAUCGAAGCUCUGUUGGAGUUUGGGUAGCUGAUAUAUCGAAUAUUGAGCCUUAUGGAGCUAGUUCAGUAACUGGGCAAAAGGAGCCAAAAGAACAGAAAUCUAAUUCUGCUUUCAAGAACAGUUUAGCUUCAAAAAGCUUUGGAGCUGGUUUGAUGACUUCAAAUUUACAAUCUCUGUCUCCUGAUUAUGAAACCAAGGAGAUAAAGAAUAUAUACAUAGACACCACCGGUGGAAAGCCUGAGGCGGCAUCUUUAAGCUCCCCAAAAGUUGUAUUUGCAUUGGGUUCAAAGGAGAUAAUCUAUGAUGCUAGCAAAAAGCAAAGUCCUGCAUCAAGAGUAGAAACGAAAUCUAUUGAAGUAUCAACGGUCAAACCCCCGGUUGUACCUUGUGAUAGUCCUGAGGUUAAAGACUCCGCAAGCUCUAUAAGGGAAUCUAUCACAUUUUCCAAGACAAGACGUGGUAUGUUACUCAGACCAGCUCAUGUAAGAAAGCCAUCAAAUAGUAAAAUGGAUCUCGAAAAACUAUCAGUGUCAGUUGAUUCAAGUAGAAAAACUGAUCUUGAGAGACUAGCAGUUGUAGAUUCUGUAAAUAUCUGUCAUACCACCAAUGAUUUGAAUAAAGCUCCAGAACCAAACUUCGUAACACGGGUUGUAUCGGAAGAAACACAAAAAGAUUCUCAUAGAAUAAAUUCUGAUAUCAGAAGUAUCGAGACGUUUGAAAACAUUCCCCGUGUGUCUUCUGAGACAACUUCAGAACAAGAAAGCUGCAACAAACCAGUUGUUAGUAGAAAAGGGGCAAACUCUGUUAAAUUUGUAAAUGGAGUUGCAGUUGUUCCUGGAAGGACACGCACUCUUGUCGAGAAGUUCGAAAGGAGAGAACAAACUAUUGAUGUACAGACGACAAUUUCACCAUCUUAUGUCCUCGAAUCGGAAAAGACAAAGGAGAAAACUAAUAGCUAUGAAGCACAGGUGGUAACUCCUCAGAUCCUUGAAACUGAGAAGUCACACGAACAAGCUAAUACCUAUGGAGUACAGGCAGUGGCUAUACCUUCUCACGUCUCCGAAACAGAGAAGGCGCGUGAACGAACUAAUAACUACGAAAUGCAGGCAGUGACGAUUCCUUUGCACAUCUCUGAAACUGAGAAGGCAAGAGAACGAACUAAUAACUAUGAAAUGCAGGCAGUGAUUAUUCCUUCGCGCAUCUCUGAAACUGAGAAGGCAAGAGAACGAACUAAUAACUAUGAAGUACGAGCAGUAAUUACUCCUCGUACCCCAGAAACUAAGAGGAUGACUACUAACUAUGAAGCAAGAACAAGAAAUAACUAUGAAGCAAUGACAACUCCUGUCACUUCUCUUGUCCCUGAAACAGAUAAAACAGACAAUUUACAGAAAGGAGAACCUCAAGCUUCUGGAAGAGAUUCUCCCUGUGCAAAUGAUCGGGAUGUCAUUGAAGACAUAAUGCAAUCUCAUGAUGUAUUCUUAAGUAGCCUUCGAUCCCGGUUGACAAAACUGCAGGUGGUACGACACUUUUGGCAGCAGAAUGACAUGAAAGGUGCCAUCAAUGCCAUGACAAAACUCCCGGAUCAUUCUGUGCAAGCAGAUGUGAUCAGCGUUCUCAUCGAGAAGAUGAAUGUCCUGACUCUAGAUUUAUUCUCGUGCCUACUUCCCGUACUCGUGGGUUUAUUGGAUAGCAAGAUAGAAAGGCAUGCCAGUUUGUCCAUGGAGAUUCUCUUGAAGCUUGUAGCAGUUUUUGGUCAUGUUAUAACCUCAGCAGUAUCAGCACCUCCAGUAGUUGGUGUUGAUCUUCAUGCAGAGCAGAGGGUACUUUGCUGCAAGCAAUGCUUCACCCAUCUGCAGAAGAUUCAAAAACUUCUUCCAUCGUUUGCAAGGAGAGGUGGUUCACUAGCAAGAAGUGCUCAAGAAUUGAAUCUAGUACUUCAACAAUGUUAAGUUUCGUUCACUAUGUCAAAUUUUUGGCAAAGAACAGAUAAAUAGUUAGGCUGAUACCUCCAAUAGAAAGAACUUGGAGAUGCAACACCUUUACAAGUUGAAGCCAUAAGCCAUGUCCCACAAUUUUGUGAUUCAUGGAGGGUGAAGCCGAGCAGAAAGACAACGGAAAACCUUAGACGACGAACGUGAAGUCGGCAGGUCGGGUUCUUCAGACGGAACAAUGGAAGCCCUCCUCAUUUUGAUUCUUCAUAUUCCAGGUAUUGUCUGUAUCUUCUAAUCAACGUCUUGUAAGUAUGUGCCAAUUCAAACAUGUAAUGCAUGGAGAUAUUGAAUGCAAGCAUAUGGGUAGAGCUGUUUGCUUCUGCUUGAAAGAAUGUUAUGUCGCUGA